Messenger RNA from Fopius arisanus, 1113 nucleotides. RefSeq names its product PR/SET domain 13 (gene Prdm13). Gene Ontology annotation, cellular component: nucleus. The record is from RefSeq and is a predicted model, not a curated record. The transcript has 3 exons. Gene Ontology annotation, biological process: regulation of gene expression. NCBI's taxonomy places the organism in Eukaryota, Metazoa, Arthropoda, Insecta, Hymenoptera, Braconidae. The coding region runs from base 1 to 1113 and encodes 370 amino acids.
AUGAAUAUUCGUGCACUCGAGAGGACGUCUAUAUCGGCGAGUAGAUCGACAGUGAGACCUGGGGUCAGGGCUGCGACACUUCUCAAUCGGGACUCCUCCACGGAAGUCAUCGAUAUCAAUGAAUUAGGACAAAAUCCCUCGUCAGUCAUUCAAUACAUUGUCACUUUGGCGAAAGACUGUCAAAGCUGCAAUGUUAUAUUAAUGAGCACCGAGAGGGGAGUCGUCCUGAAGACGAUCCGCGUUAUCUCGCCUGGGGAGCCCUUACUCAUGUGGUUCACUGAGAAUAUUCUCGCCAUGAUGAAUAUGCCCUUUCUCACACCGUAUCUCAAUAUUCAAGGUGAAAACCGAUACAUUUGUCACAUCUGUAACAACCUCUUCGAGUACCCGAACCCCUUGAAGAUUCACUUGGCGUUAAAAUGCAAUAAACUAGAUCACAACGAUCUCUGGGCGAGUUUGGCAAAAGAACUGGCAUCGCCACGGCCGCCAAUCGCGAGUCUCUCCCUAAAUCUCUUUCCACCGGCAGUAGGAAGUUCGUUCAAGUUCCAGUUGACGGAGUCCCUCCGAGCGACGACUCCAAGAAUAUCACCAAUUCGUGUGGAAACCCUGAACAGAAGUGCCUCCCCGAGGAAUAUCUCACCGACAUCCUCGAACGGUCCUUCGCCGACAUCCUCGGCGCAGAUCUCACCGAUCAGUUCAUCAACGGAAGUUUCACCUGUUCGCAGUACGAUAUCUCAACGUAACUCUGCAUUCAGGCCGUACAUGAGCAGACCAUCUAGUCGUAGCAGCCACACAAGCCGCACUCCUCACCUGCCAAAUCACCAGGUAAAUCUUUAUCCACGACAGUUGCCACCCCCGACGUUACACUCGGACGUUCAUGCAGCCCAGAUGGAGACAUUCUACAGCAAUAUCGGUAAGUCCAAACAGGGACACCUCUGCGUCUACUGCGGAAAGGUCUACUCCAGGAAGUACGGCCUGAAGAUCCACAUAAGGACGCACACUGGGUACAAACCCCUCAAGUGCAGAGUGUGCCUGAGGCCCUUCGGUGAUCCCAGUAAUCUCAAUAAACACGUCAGACUCCACGCGGAUGGGGAAACGUCGGCCCAGGUUGGAUGA